This is a messenger RNA of Artibeus jamaicensis (Jamaican fruit-eating bat), 4246 nucleotides long. It is a transcript of the gene GNAL, whose product is annotated as G protein subunit alpha L. Lineage: Eukaryota; Metazoa; Chordata; Mammalia; Chiroptera; Phyllostomidae. The coding region runs from base 255 to 1601 and encodes 448 amino acids. Gene Ontology annotation, molecular function: GTPase activity; G-protein beta/gamma-subunit complex binding; GTP binding. Gene Ontology annotation, biological process: adenylate cyclase-modulating G protein-coupled receptor signaling pathway. The transcript is spliced from 12 exons. Gene Ontology annotation, cellular component: heterotrimeric G-protein complex. The record is from RefSeq and is a predicted model, not a curated record.
GGGGCCGGGUUCGCGGAUGCUGGUCGGCGCGGAGGGCUCUCAGCUUUAUCCGGUGAUAUCCAGCCGUGGCGGCCACUACCUCCUUCGACUAGAGGAAAAUGCACGAUGGCCCGCCCAGGCAGUGAGGGGCAGUGGCCCUGGACCCGCGCCCCCCACACCCCUGCCCUGGGUCCGGGUGCAGCCCCCUCAAGUCCAGCAGCAGAGGGUCCUGCCUGAGCCUGGCGCCAGCUGACCUCGCGUCCUGCCGCGCCCACAUGGGUCUGUGCUACAGUCUGAGGCCGCUGCUCUUUGGGGACCCAGAGGACGCCCCGCGCACGACCUCAGAACCGGCCGCGGAAGCGGCGCCGCAGAGCCCAGCCUCGGUCCCGGCGGUCAGGGGAGACCUUGCUCUGACCCCUCUCCCUCCCGGCGCCGGCGGGAGUCCAGCCUGCGCCCAACCCAAAGCCAACCCGAAGAAGGAACGGAGGCGACGCCCGGACCAGCUGAGCGCCGAGGAGCGAGAGGCCGAGCGGGAGGCGAGGAAAGUCAGCAGGAACAUCGACCGCAUGCUCCAGGAGCAGAAGCGCGACCUACAGCAGACGCACCGACUGCUGCUCCUGGGGGCUGGUGAGUCUGGGAAAAGCACUAUCGUCAAACAAAUGAGGAUCCUGCAUGUCAAUGGAUUUAAUCCAGAGGAAAAGAAGCAGAAAAUUCUGGACAUUCGGAAAAAUGUUAAAGAUGCUAUUGUGACAAUUGUUUCAGCAAUGAGUACUAUAAUACCUCCAGUUCCACUGGCCAACCCAGAGAACCAAUUUCGAUCAGACUAUAUCAAGAGUAUAGCCCCUAUCACUGACUUUGAAUAUUCCCAGGAAUUCUUUGAUCAUGUGAAGAAACUUUGGGAUGAUGAAGGCGUGAAAGCAUGCUUUGAGAGGUCAAAUGAAUACCAGCUGAUCGACUGCGCACAAUACUUCCUGGAAAGAAUUGACAGUGUCAGCUUGGUGGACUACACUCCCACAGACCAGGACCUUCUCAGAUGCAGAGUUCUCACAUCAGGGAUUUUUGAGACACGAUUCCAAGUGGACAAAGUAAACUUUCACAUGUUUGAUGUUGGUGGCCAGAGGGACGAGAGAAGAAAAUGGAUCCAGUGCUUUAAUGACGUCACCGCUAUCAUUUACGUGGCGGCCUGCAGUAGCUACAACAUGGUGAUUCGGGAAGAUAACAACACCAACAGGCUGAGAGAGUCCCUAGACCUUUUCGAAAGCAUCUGGAACAACAGGUGGUUACGGACCAUUUCUAUAAUCUUGUUCUUAAACAAACAAGAUAUGCUGGCAGAAAAAGUCUUGGCAGGGAAAUCAAAAAUUGAAGAUUAUUUCCCAGAGUAUGCAAAUUAUACUGUUCCUGAAGAUGCAACACCAGAUGCAGGAGAAGAUCCCAAAGUUACAAGAGCCAAGUUCUUUAUAAGAGAUCUGUUCUUGAGGAUCAGCACUGCGACAGGGGACGGCAAACACUACUGCUACCCGCACUUCACCUGCGCUGUGGACACGGAGAACAUCCGCAGGGUGUUCAACGACUGCCGAGACAUUAUCCAGAGGAUGCACCUCAAACAGUACGAACUCUUAUGAGGCGUCCAGGGCGGUGGGCGUGCCUUCUGGCGUCUUCCCUCCGCCCGCUGUCUCUGCUACCACACCUGGCAGAGCAGUUAUUUCCAAACUACCUGUCAGCCCCAAGGUGUGGCAGAAAGUAGUGAGUUCCCACCGUCCUCUGCGCUGCCGUCUGUCCUGCUCUGUGUCCUCUCCAUGUGUGACCGCCAAGCCUCUGGCUACCUCUUUACCCUCAGGUUUGGUUUGUAGCUCUUGUUCUCACUGAACAUGGCCUCCCCUAACCUCCCCACCCCCGCCCAUUUGGGUCACUGAAAACCAUCCAUUCUCACCUGGGUGACACUACAGUGAAAUUUCUCUGGGUGGGGGCUCCUGUUAUUCAUCCAUUCAGUGAUUUGUUGAUUAAUUCAAAACUUGAUAGAUGCCGGAGAAGCACACUUUUCCCGAGUUACGUGGCAUGACUGGAGAGUCACUUGUGCAAUGUGGUGAGCCAGGCUUUCCAAUUCUAGCUUUAAGCUGCAAACGGAAAAGAGGCCCCCUCUUCUGAUCUGCAUUAGCCCAAGAUUUAGAGGAGGCCCCAAGCCACAGAAUGGCAAGAAAACAUUUUUUUCAGUAAUAUUUUGAGUAUCUGCCAGCCUCAGGCAUUUAAAUUAAAGCUACUUUGAGCCUUUUAGGCUCAAAGGCAGAAAACCUACCACAUUCACUACUGCAAAGGUUAUCCUGUCUAAAAAUGAUUCUCUGGAUUUUCGCAAUGCUUGGGCAACAGUCUCCUUUCAAAUAUUAUUUUUGUUGUUAUUCUAUCACUGGUUUAUUACAAUGUACAGACCACAAAAUGUAAUAUUAUUUUGUAUAACUCCUGAAGAAAAAUCCUUAUAGAUUUAUGUGCCUUGAUUAUGGCCAUACCAGUAAAAGAAAUGUGUUUUUAUUGUGCUGACAGCUAAAUGGCAACAUAACCUGCCACUUGCUCAAAGGAAGGGAACAAACAGUAUCUGUGGAAUUUAGGACAUCUUAUCAGGACACUGAAAAAUACUCCUUGAUUUUAAAAAAUUAUAUGUACACAUAUAUUAUACACAUCACUCUUCCACAUCUUACAAUUAAUGCUGACUAAUAUCACAAGCUUCUUCCAGGAAACCAAGAAUGUUUUUUCUCUCCAGACAAGAUGUUUAUUGAUUAUUUUACUAUUUAAAGACUUUUACAAGUUCCCUCAGUGGGAAUCCAUCAUCAGUAAAUAGGAAGAAAAAGACAAAAGGGUGUCAACAUUUGUGUCUACUUAGGAGAAUCAAAGGAUGACAUUUUCUUUUGAAGAAGACGCAUUACAAAACUUUUAUUUAAAAUAUGAAGUCAAAAUGUAUGAAAGAUUUGCAAAGGCAGCCUCAAAAGUUAUGAUACUCUAGAAAGUAAGAGUCACUGUAGCAGGAACAUUUACAUUCUCUCCACAACCACAGCUUUGGCAGGCAGUUCCCUUAGGUCAAAGGUAAUCUGUGAUGAUGUCCGAGGUUACAGUUCAACAGUACAGGGCUAGAGAGGUCAUGGCCUGGCCUGCAUUACUUCAGUGACUUCCUUCUAGUCUUCUAGUCUUUGUUAAGUAUUUUAAAGUUUAUAAUGUAAUUAGCAUUUUUAGAAUCCUUUAUAAACUUACCCAGUUUUAAAUACUACUAACUUUAACAUGAAAGGAUGGCAACUUUAUAGACAAUCAAGGCAACAAACACAUAUUUUAUUUCAUUAUCACCGAAUCCCUGCCCCUCUCAUUCUUAGCUUUUUGACAAAACUCUCAGUUGAAAUGAAACAUAUAAAGCAGAACUUUUGAGUUUUCAUUGCGCCUUCAAAAUAAAAAAAUGAAGGAAAAUCUGAACAGAUAUACCCCCACAUAUACAGACACGAAACGAAACAGUACAUUGUUACAUGCACUAUUACUCAGUAACUCCCCAGUAACCAAACUUUCUAUUUAAAAGUUUGACUGAAAAAAAGAACUACACUCUUAGAAAAAAUACAAAAAGAAUAUAUUUUAAUCUGGCUUAAAAUUAUCAAGAUAUUUAUUUUUAAAGACAAAGCCACUUCCUAGUCCAUUUUUCACAUUUAUUUUGAUCAAUGACAGACAUUAAAUUCAAAUUUAACAACUCAGUCUGCUGGACAGAAAAUUACACUUACCUAAAAAUUUGAUUCUAUUAAUUUAGCACAGAAGUACAAAAGUCUGUGUAAAUAAUACAUUCCUGCUUGUAGCAUCUGUACAUUUAUUUUCAGUGUACAGCUUUAUAAUAUAUAGGAAUUUGAGAACAGCUUUUUGGGAGGACAGAAGCAAACCCAGUGUUUGGUUUGUGUAUAACUAAUCCCAAGUGUGCUCCAAGGCUACUGGCUCCACCUUGGGGAAGGAAGAACUGUCUAGUGCAUGCAUAUGAUGACAUUAAUAGCAUUUACAUACUGUACAGUUAUCAUCUUUGAUUAUACAGAUAUUUGAUAUAAUGAGAAAGCACAGUUGUCGUAGACUACAUGUUCCAUUUUUAUAGCAUGAAAACAGUACAAUCAACUAUUUAUUCUGCAGUAAUUUACACCAAUGAUUUAGAAUUUUAUGAUGUGCAUAAAGACAGUCUAUUUUGGUCUCAUCUCACAUGAGCACUGCCUGAUGUUCAGUUUCUUUGGCUUUGAUAUUUAUUACUAAAUGCAAAAAGUCU